AUGGCGAGCGCUUUUAUUAGCUCGAGGGCUUGCGUGCUGCUGGCGCUGCUCCUGGGGCUCUGCACCGCCGGCGCGGCGGCGGGCAGGGUCGACGACGGCCUGGAGGUGACGUGGGGCGACGGCCGCGGGAGCGUCUCGCCCGACGGCCAGGUGCUGACGCUGUCGCUCGACCACACCUCCGGCUCCGGGUUCCGCUCCAAGGACACGUACCUCUUCGCGCGCGCCGACGUGCAGAUCAAGCUCGUCCCCAACAACUCCGCCGGCACGGUCACCACCUUCUACUUCAUCUCGGAGGGGCCAUGGGAUGUCCACGACGAGGUCGACCUCGAGUUCCUGGGCAACGUGAGCGGGCAGCCCUACACGCUGCACACCAACGUGUACGCCUACGGCAACGGCAGCAGGGAGCAGCAGUUCCACCUCUGGUUCGACCCCACCACCGACUUCCACACCUACUCCAUCGAGUGGACGCAGCAGCACAUCCUCGUGCUGGUGGACGGGACGCCGAUCCGGGAGUUCAAGAACCACGCGGACCGGGGCGUGCCGUACCCGUCGUCGCAGCAGAUGCGCCUGUACGGCUCGCUGUGGGACGCCGAGGACUGGGCCACGCAGGGCGGCCGCGUCAAGACGGACUGGUUGCAGGCCCCCUUCGUGGCGCAGUACCGCAACUUCACGGCCACCGCGCCGCCGCCGCUGGGGUCGGCUAAUGGGUAUGGGCAGCAGAUGGACGCGGCGGCGCAGCAGUCGAUGAAGUGGGCGCGGGACAACUACAUGGUGUACGACUACUGCGCGGACACCAAGCGCUUCCCGCAGGGCGUCCCGCCCGAGUGCUCCAUGCCGUAG
Messenger RNA from Miscanthus lutarioriparius, 840 nucleotides. Lineage: Eukaryota; Viridiplantae; Streptophyta; Magnoliopsida; Poales; Poaceae. The record is from the annotation of a GenBank genome assembly.